UUUGUUUUUUUUAAAAAAAAAAAAAAAAGAAAAUGGGUUCAAAAAAAAAUAAAAGUUCAAAAAAGAAAAAUUCAAAGAAAAACGUAGUAAAAAACGACAAAUCCUCGUAUCAUAAAAAUGAAAAUUUCAAUAACAAAUCGAUUGAAGAUCAAAAUAAAAAUACUGCUAGUUCCAUCGAGAUUAAUACACAAAUUCGACAACCGCAUAAUAUUACAAUGAUUUCAAAAAGCAAUCUUGAUAGCGAAAGACAAUCGGACAACUUGAAUGAAACAGAUGAUAAAUCCGAUGACCUCAAAUUUAACGAAUUAUAUAAAAACACGUUAAGGAAGUCUAAAAUUGUAUCUGAAGCAUCUAUUUCAAGUGAUAUUGAUCAUAAAGAUUUACAAUCUAUAAGUGAAACAAAAAGUUUUGAUAUCGAAAAGAUAGUGGAUAUACAAAGAGAUGAUUCUGCACUAAGAUCAUGUGUACGCAAUAGUAGAUCAUCGCAAGACGAAAAUAGUUCAACAUCAAAAUCAAAAAGCGGUCGAAAAAAAGUAGUCAAACAUCCGACUAUUGACACUUUGAAAGAGGUGGACAUUAAUGAUGAUAAUUCACAAUUCGAUUCUUUAAAAAACCAAAAAAAUGAAAGUUUACAAAAGAUUAAGAAGGGUUAUAUAGGAAGGGAAAAGAUAAAGCAUCAACUUUUAAGACCUGAAGGAUUACAUAGAAGUGAGUUUUGGCAUAGCUAUGUGAAUGAACCAAGAUCCCCUGUUUAUAUAUUAUGCAGAUUUCAAAUUAAAGAAAGGAAGAUAUCUCAGGAGAGAUCGAAAAAGACUUUAAUUAAAAAGGUUCGUUUCUACAAAUUUGUCGAAGUGAAACAAGUUACCGGUGAUUCCAAAGAUAGAAAAGGUAAUAUAAAAUUAAAGACUCAAAAUCAGGCAGUAAAAAUAUGGUUUACUGGGAUAACAAGAACGAAUACAACAAAUAAUAAAAAACCAGAGGUAUUAAAUUAAUAAUUUGUUUAGAAACAUUUACGUCUUCUGAAUUGUUAUUGAUACUCUGUUUGUUAUUAGGGAAAUCCGGUCGUCACAAAUAUAGUAUGCGAAGACAGAACUUGUGAUAUUCAUGUAUUUGAUCCAUUUUCUAUUGAAGAAUGAAAAAUGUGUAUA
This is a messenger RNA of Rhizophagus irregularis DAOM 181602=DAOM 197198, 1148 nucleotides long. NCBI's taxonomy places the organism in Eukaryota, Fungi, Glomeromycota, Glomeromycetes, Glomerales, Glomeraceae. The record is from RefSeq and is a predicted model, not a curated record.